AUGGUAGGACUUGGUGGCUGUCCACCUCCUAGUGGUUGUGCAUGCCCACCACCCCCUCCUGUUGUUGGUGGAUGUCUACCACCACCUCCUCCUUCUGUUGUUAGUGGACGUCUACCACCACCUCCUCCUAGUGCUUAUGCAUGCCCACUUCCACCACCUCCUCCUGUUGUUGGUGCAUGCCCACUUCCACCACCUCCUCCUCCUAGUGCUUAUGCAUGCCCACCUCCUCCUUCUCCUCCUGGUGCAUGCCCACCUCCCCCUGGUAGUUCUUCAAUAGUUAUAGACCAAGAAAAAAUUGUACAACAACAAGAAAAUAUAAAGGAAUGUUUAUUUGAAAAGAUUGUCAAAUGUCAAAAAGCGGCAGGAGAAUUUGUAGGAAUUGACACAUUAAUUAAAGAAAUAGAUAAGUUUAAGAACACACAAUUUGAUCAAACUGUUGUUCAAACAUUCUUUGUAGUUCAAUUACUAAAAGAGAAAUUUGUAGAAAAUAAAAUUGAAUGGAAGUUGCUUGUGAAGAAAGCAGAGAAAUGGUUAGAAAUGAAACAACCACUUCCUGAAGAAAUAAAAGCACAAAUCAUGUCAUUAGCUAAAUCAAUCAUUUUAAAAUAA
This is a messenger RNA of Entamoeba dispar SAW760, 609 nucleotides long. RefSeq lists its product as uncharacterized. The record is from RefSeq and is a predicted model, not a curated record. Bases 1 to 609 code for a protein of 202 amino acids. Lineage: Eukaryota; Evosea; Mastigamoebida; Endamoebidae. The transcript has a single exon.